Molecule: messenger RNA, 739 nt
Organism: Lactuca sativa (garden lettuce)
Lineage: Eukaryota; Viridiplantae; Streptophyta; Magnoliopsida; Asterales; Asteraceae
Product: small ribosomal subunit protein uS12
Biological process (GO): translation
Cellular component (GO): ribosome; small ribosomal subunit
Molecular function (GO): structural constituent of ribosome
Source: RefSeq, a predicted model, not a curated record
CCACCCAUAUAAAAACAUGAUCUCUGCUUCAUUCGUCACAAGAAGUAGGGUUUUUAUCACAAGGCAGCCGCUUCUUCUUCAAGGUCUCGCUCGGAACCUACGCGCCGUCAGCGUUUCACUCAAAUCUCGCAAACAUGGGAAAGACACAUGGAAUGGGAGCUGGACGCAAGCUGAAGUCACAUCGCCGCAGACAAAGAUGGGCUGACAAAUCAUACAAGAAGUCUCACCUUGGUAACGAAUGGAAGAAACCAUUCGCUGGUUCUUCUCACGCUAAAGGCAUCGUCCUUGAGAAAAUUGGUAUUGAAGCUAAGCAGCCUAACUCUGCUAUCCGAAAGUGUGCCAGAGUUCAACUCAUCAAGAAUGGAAAGAAGAUUGCUGCUUUCGUCCCCAAUGAUGGUUGCUUGAACUACAUUGAAGAAAACGAUGAAGUUUUGAUUGCUGGAUUUGGACGUAAGGGACAUGCUGUGGGAGAUAUUCCUGGAGUUAGGUUCAAGGUGGUGAAGGUUUCUGGUGUUUCACUUUUGGCUCUUUUCAAGGAGAAGAAGGAGAAGCCAAGAUCUUAAGUGAUAUUUCUGAGGAGGUUUUACUGGUGACUUUUGUCUUAGUUUUGAUAUGUUUGUUGAAGAGUUCAAAUGGAAUUGUGGUUUUAGAUUUGUGUUUGCAGAGGGCAGACGAUUUGUUCUUGUUUUGUAAUGUGAUUUUGGUAAACACAAUUUAUUUAGAUAACUGUUUUUGCCUA